Pleuronectes platessa (European plaice) is the source of this 2496-nucleotide messenger RNA. RefSeq names its product cilia and flagella associated protein 276 (gene cfap276). The transcript has 6 exons. Lineage: Eukaryota; Metazoa; Chordata; Actinopteri; Pleuronectiformes; Pleuronectidae. The coding region runs from base 1711 to 2112 and encodes 133 amino acids. The record is from RefSeq and is a predicted model, not a curated record.
CUGUGGGAUUAAUAGUUAACAGAAACACACAGCAGCAGCAGCGCUCCUCUGGCCUGUGUUUUCGAUUAGAGCUGCUACAUUAGCUGUGGGGGUAUCAGGUGAACACGGCUCCAUGUGGGAGGACCUGAUGUAAAAAUGCAUUAAACUGUGGAGAUGGGUCGCAGCCUAAUCGCCUAUACUGGAAACCAACAUGAGGAAACCACGGCAACUGGACAUCAUGACCGCUGGUUCUCAUGGUCAAUGGACUGGCAUGGAAACAGAGUCACCUGGAAAAAGUGGCAGCGACCAGAGCUCCCUGCUUAUCAUGAAAAUAAAAGCUCACAGCUCCCUGGGAAACACGUGGAAAGGGUGAGGACGGGGGAGCACAGCAGCUGACGAUGCAGCAUAUGGAAGAUCUGGUAAAACAAGUGUGAGGGAAUGACUCAUGUAAUUCAAACACUCAGAGAGCAAACAUUUGUUCACUUCCCAUAAACACACGACAUGUUCAAGUGUUGAACGUAGGUGCUGCUGAAACACACAGUCGAAAUGUUCCUAUUCAAAACUGCCAUUUAGGAAAUCUACCCUUUAAUUUGUCAGCAUUUAGUCACAGUUCUUCGGCAGAACAGAUUUAAAACCCAGAACAUGAGCAUGUUUCACUGCAUCGUCAGACAUUAGGAGUGAGCUGUUAAACAAGCUUUAGGUCAAGAUGAACCAUCCUUUAAAAGUCUCUUAACCUCAGAGCAACACACAUGGAUCAUUUGUUGGUUUUUAGAUAAAAUGUUUAUCUUAUAAUACAGCUAUUUUUUUUGUAAAUGUAAAAAAAAGCUAGGUAUUUACAGAAAAAAAAGCUUUGUCCCUGAAACUAAGUUAAACUCUGAAAGGGUUUGUUCCUGAUAAUGGAUCAAAAGAGUCACGCAGCUCCUCACCUCCGUGCACAGGUGCAGAUCCGCAGAGGCUUGUGCAAAAAGCAGCCACAGUGAAACGUGGAUCAGGGGAAUCAGGCCUCGAUGCAUGGUCGCCUCCUGUCAGUGCUGAAGUGAUGGAGCAGUGGAGGGUCUGACCCCAACGCUCAGGUGCAGGUGCUGCAGGAGGUGGGUGUAACACGUCAACUGGAAGCUGAUUGGCUCCGGUAACUGUUUGCCAUCUUCUCCUGAAAAGACUCCAGACGUAUUGGGAGCUGAACGCUAAUCAGUAAUAACCAAAAGUUUAUAAACAUUUCUCAUGGGAAUGAACAGGUAAUCCAAUCCUAAACGUUAAUAUAGGAUUGGCUUAGCGGCUAGAGUGGUCGUUCUCCAACCAGAAGGUGGCCGGUUCAUUUCUUACUCUGCCUGCCAGAGUGUCCAUGGCAAGAUACUGAACCCCUAAAUACUGGUAGGACUUCUUUCGACCUAUAAAUUGCACAAUAUCUUACACUAUGUAAAUUUAUAUACACAAAUAAAUAAAGAUAAAAAAAUGUAAUUUACAACAAAAAAUUUUUUAUUAUUAAAUCAAAUAAAUACCGCGUGGUCCACGCAUAAAUCUGUCACUAAUUUAAGAAAUUAUAAAUUAUGUUUAGGAAUGGAAUAAAAUAUUAAAGUACAUUGAAAACAAACACUUUUGUUAAAGAAAAUAAGACUGAAGGGAGGAAAAGAGUUCCUCAACAAAGGUUUUAUUUUGAAAGGGUCAACCGGAAGUGUAGGUUGCUUAGAAACCAGCUGGUGUUUUGGUUUUAGCGUCGUGUUGUUAUUUAAGAUGUCGAGCAGGGAUCCUUUCCCCUCUCCAAAGUUAGAAAACGAGUUUAGCCUCAGCGGCUUCAGUCCGCAGCUGAGACAAACAUGCAAGAAACCGACACACCUGGCCCAGACUGAGGAGCCGUGGUGUCGCCUCUAUGACAGAGCAACUUUGGCCAGCACCAGACGCAGUGUUAUGUCUGAUGAGGUCCAGGCUCCCAACGACAGCCUCGACUUCCAUCUAAACUCAGUCUAUGAUCACAACAAGGACCGCUUCUUUAAGAAGAACCAGACGUUAUAUCAGAAGGAGAGCGUGUCUGAGGACCCCAGGAAACAUGGAAACGAAAAUCAGCAGAAGACAGAAGACAGAGACAUCGUCGUGUGGGUCGACCCACAGAGGCGCUCGGUUCACAGCAUCAAGUGACACACGGAAGAAGUUCAGUUAAAAUAAAAUUCCCAACAUUUAUUAUCACAGCUGAUAACGUCUUUGUUCAGAAACUAAUAUUAAGCAAUGCUUCUGAUUCAGAUCUAUAAUGAGUCUGGGUCUAAAAGUGUUUCUUAAAAACCUGAGGGAGAACAUGGGCAGCUUCUUUUCUACAUGAAGCUUUGGGUACUUAUCUAAAAGCGCUUUUGAAUCACUUGCUUUUCUAAAUGACACACGCUGAAUACUGAAAGGUGACUGAUGGUGAUUUGAUGGUGAUUUGAUUUGAGAAACCCUUGAACCACAAAUAUCUUGAUAAACACUGAACAUCUUUUAGAAUAAAAGUGGAAUGAAAAUAAACACUUAUCUCACUCGUCCAAUACAUGA